Molecule: messenger RNA, 941 nt
Organism: Xenopus tropicalis (tropical clawed frog)
Lineage: Eukaryota; Metazoa; Chordata; Amphibia; Anura; Pipidae
Product: ninjurin-2
Exons: 5
Coding region: 86-604 (172 amino acids)
Biological process (GO): cell adhesion; tissue regeneration; cell-cell adhesion
Cellular component (GO): membrane
Source: RefSeq, a predicted model, not a curated record
AUAAAGUGUUGGGAGACUGUUAGAGUGUGUAGAGAGCACUAGAAGCUGAUUAUCAGCUAAAUUUCUCCACUGAGAGAGAUCCGUUAUGACCUCCAUAUUUCAUCGGAACAUGCACAGAAAUGGACACCAAGAAGACAGCGAUAUGUCAGCGGAUGAAGAGCCCCUUUUUCAACAAGGGCCCGAUGAUGGAAGUAGGAUAAAUGUAAUAAGGAACAUCAAUACCUAUGCCAGAACAAAGACAUUAGCCCAAGGUUUCCUUGACAUGGCUCUUUUUACAGCUAAUGCUUCACAAAUGAAGCACCUUCUUCAAGAAGGCCCUGUGACUCAGUUCUACUAUUUCCUUUUCACCUUGUUGUGUAUUUCAGUUAUCCUACAGUUAAUUGUGGCAGCUAUUUUGAUCUACAAAGGAUCCAAGAACAUUGAAUAUGAUGACCCAGAGCGUAGGCUAAGUGACAGAGUUCACCUGCUGAAUAACAUUGUGACCGGGCUAAUACUAGUUAUCACAGCUGUCAACGUGUUCAUCACUGCUUUUUGGUUCUCUCCCCUUCACUCGACCCCUGAGGACCAAAACUUUCGUACAGUUGAAACUACCGCUGAGUGUUAACGGGAUCCAUAUUAUGUGAAACCUUCUAUGAAGACAGAAAUGUUCCUCACAACACGGAAUACAAUUAUGUGGGCUAAAGCUGACAAGACUUCAAUUCACUUUUAAAAAAGAGGAUUACUGUGUUUUUUCUCUAGGUGUCAAAGGAACAAGCAAUCUACAGUGAAACAAGACAUGACAUUUAUUGAACUAUGGUUUUAUUAUGUUUUUCUACAAUAUAGUUGGCUCAAAACUGCAUGUGAAAUCCUGUAGUUUUGUUAAAUUGAAGCUUUUGUGUUUUUGCAUUUACUUUGAGUAUAAUCACAGGCAAGUACUGAGUGAAUAAAGAAACUUGGGUGUA